Molecule: messenger RNA, 627 nt
Organism: Sinocyclocheilus anshuiensis
Lineage: Eukaryota; Metazoa; Chordata; Actinopteri; Cypriniformes; Cyprinidae
Product: NADH dehydrogenase [ubiquinone] 1 beta subcomplex subunit 7-like
Exons: 3
Coding region: 166-528 (120 amino acids)
Cellular component (GO): respiratory chain complex I; mitochondrion
Source: RefSeq, a predicted model, not a curated record
UGUGUUACUCGAUGCGCAUGUUUACUUCCGGCGCAGACCGGAAACAGAUGGUUUCUGGAGGUGACCGAAUGGCAGUGUGUAGAACUGAUUUGAUUUCUCCAUUGUAAGCCAAAUUAUUAUUGUCAGUGGUUGGAAGUUAAACAGUUUUUGCUGUCAGUGGUGAUAAUGGGGUCACACCUCGUGCGGAGUUACAUCACGGAAAGAGACGCGACGCCAGACCCGACGAAGCCGUCUGCAUACGACCCUCAUCUGGGCUUCCCUGAGCGCAAAGAGAGAGAAAUGGUGGCGACGCAGGAGCAGAUGAAUCUGGCCAUGCUGCCGGUGGAGCAGCGCGAUUACUGCGCACACUACCUGCUCAAACUCCUCAAGUGCAAGAGAUACAAUUUCCCCAACUUCCUAGCCUGCAAACACGAGAGACACGACUGGGACUACUGUGAACAUCAGGAUUAUGUGAUGAGGAUGAAAGAGUACGAGAGAGAGAGAAGACUGAACUUGAGGAAAAAGAGGUUCGAGGCAAAUGCAGCAUAAAUAUCCCACGCUCGUCUUCAUUUCUCCAUCAGUUUCUCCUGUUUCCGUGUAUAUAAAUAGCUCUCUCAAUAAUAAAGAUUUUCUUGUGAGCUCUCAAAA